Aspergillus versicolor CBS 583.65 is the source of this 1407-nucleotide messenger RNA. RefSeq lists its product as uncharacterized. The record is from RefSeq and is a predicted model, not a curated record. The coding region runs from base 1 to 1407 and encodes 468 amino acids. The transcript has a single exon. NCBI's taxonomy places the organism in Eukaryota, Fungi, Ascomycota, Eurotiomycetes, Eurotiales, Aspergillaceae.
AUGUACCCCUUGAAGGUGCUCUCGACAUGGGCCCCCUUCGAAAUCGACGCCCUCGGCCUCCUCACCCUUCUGGGCGCAAAUGAAGUCGACAUGGCCGUUGGCCGCUUAGCGCCUAGCUACUGGCUCGAGUAUAUGCCCCUUCUGGCUGGGUUCGUCUUCGCGGGCAGUCGAUUCCGGGGAAAGCAGCCCGCAUUCACGCUCUAUAACAUCUCGAGUGGUAUUGUGACGGGUAACCUGGCGGCCUGGUUUACGCGAUGGAUGCAGGUCCAGGAAUUCGAGGUAUCACGCAGCAUUGUCUACUGGGAGAUUGCCAAGGUGAAAGCUGCACACAGGAGGUGGAAGUACUUUAUAGUUCCAGCAGCGAUCUCCGCUUUCUUCAACGGGCUCUUGAUUGCCAUCACAAUGCUCUCCGGCGAUUGGUAUGGCUUCGCUAAUGCUCUUUCGAUUAUCUUUCUUAUCGGCGCCCGCUCCUAUAUGAUCCAAGCAAGCCGCGAUGCCAUCGACAGGGUUGUCGCCGCGGCAAGGCCCCUCCCUAGCACAUUCACCGGCGCAGUUCAGGAUUGGCAGAAGAAGCAUGGACAGAAACAUCAAAAGCCCCCGGCAAAUGGCAGCCCCAGUGGUCGUCCCAUCACAGCUCCCAGACCACGACUUGACUCUAAGCAAUGGCGGCCAGAGGUCGCCAAGAUACUAGUUACCAUGCCGGACUCGAAAGCCGUCACCAUGUUCAUUCCCGAACACCUGCUGCGCGGGGUCUUCGUGACCGAGACGUCCAUCCUCUCGCCGGGGCUGUACCGACUAGCACAAUGGUUAGGGUGGGUGGCGUUUACGGUCCAUGUGGUUACGCUGGGCAUGGCGCAUCUCGCGACGCAGCUGUAUAUCAUCGCCUUGACUGUUAUUCCGACGGUCCUGACAUGUUACGGAUUCGGAUGUGACGAUUCGCGGAUUUAUGCGUGGUGGCGCGGGCUUUGGGACAAGAAGGUCCGACAGCCAUAUAUCCAUUGGGCAGGGGCCCAUCUAAAGGCGACGGUCUUCGAGUGGCCUAUGGACGUUGAAUUCUCAAAGGAUGAAAAGGGGAAAAUCCACAGAAGGAAACGGAAUGGUGACGUGGUUCCACGCGGCAAACGAUCGACGGCGCGCAUGGAUCUCUAUGCCUGGUUGGAUCUCAGCGAUGAAGAGCAGAGGAGCCUUUGGGACUGGCAUUUGCUCCCACAUCAGCGCGGCCAUGACGAUACGUGGUGGAAUGACUUUGAAGACAAGAAGAGUUUGAUAAGAGAGAAUCCCCCGGAUAUUCACUCGGCUAAGAAUUCCAUUCAGCGUGGCUUUGAGGCUGCUAGUGCGAGAUGGACAUGGACAUUUGGUGGUAUAGCCAAGGAUGGAAAGGAUAUUGAGAAGGGCCAUGCCGCAUAG